AUGGAUACGGGAGCCGAAAUUACCACCAUACUAUUCUUUUUAAGGCAAAGGCUACAAAGCUCCCGCGAAAGUUGGAGGUCAGAAUAUGACAUUGCAAAUGGAUAUGGGGGAGGUUUAAGAAUCUAUCAGGUCUCAAGGCCAUGGUUAGUCUAUCUUGGUGAUGGAACCAACUGGUCAAACUGGAUACGAACUCGAUCAAUUUACUCAUGGCCAAAGAAUACUUCAAGCGUAAACUGUGGUUUGGUUGGUCAUGAGAUUUUAGAUAACAUCCCACAUUUUAAAUCUGUAGGAAACCCUUAA
This is a messenger RNA of Funneliformis caledonium, 300 nucleotides long. NCBI's taxonomy places the organism in Eukaryota, Fungi, Glomeromycota, Glomeromycetes, Glomerales, Glomeraceae. The record is from the annotation of a GenBank genome assembly.